ACACUUUAAAUGACUUAACAGGUCACAUGGUCGGAAACCAGCGUUAACUGAGACACACACACACACACACACAGAGAAAGAUUCCUGUGUCCGAGCUGAACAACAUGGACUUCAUGUCAGAUCGUGAUGUGCAGAAGUACAUGGAGGAGGGGUACGUGGUUCUCGACGGGCUGCUGACCUCCCACGAGUGUGACGAGCUGAGGCAGAGGAUGUCGGAGAUCGUGGAAGACAUGGACGUGCCGGAGCACUGCCGCACCACCUUCUCCACCAAACACGACGAGCAGCUGAAAACGCAGGGGAACGCUGACUAUUUUAUCACCAGUGGAGACAAGAUACGCUUUUUCUUUGAGAAAGGAGCUUUUGAUGACAAAGGUGAAUUCAUCAUUCCAAAACAGCGAUCACUGAACAAAGUUGGUCAUGCGCUACAUGCCUAUGAGCCAUUGUACAAAAAAGUUACGCAUUCAGCCAAAGUUCAGGGCAUCGCUAAGAAGCUGGGACUCGAAAAUCCUGUCAUACUGCAAAGCAUGUACAUUUUUAAGCAACCAGGAAUAGGUGGAGAAGUGACACCUCAUCAAGACGCCACAUUUCUGUACACGGAGCCUCUGGGCCGAGUUAUGGGGAUGUGGAUCGCCUUGGAAGACACCACUCUGAGCAAUGGCUGUCUGUGGUUUAUUCCAGGGUCACAAAACAGUGGUAUCUCCCGCCGUAUGGUGCGUACCCCAGAGGGCACCUUCCCCCUGACCGACUUCACUGGGAAAGAGAUGGAGUACGAUGAUGAGAAGUUUAUUCCUGUUCCAAUUAAAAAAGGUGGCGUGGUCCUGAUCCACGGUGAGGUGGUGCAUCGCAGCGCUGAGAACAAAUCCGAGGACUCUCGCCACGUCUACACCUUCCACGUCAUGGAAACCCAGGACACCCGGUGGAGCCCCGACAACUGGCUGCAGCCCACUGAAGAGCUUCCUUUCCCUCCCCUCUACACCAAGUGAAGGACAUCUGGCUGCACAGACACACACGAUCCCAUCUUUCCUGAAGAGCGACCAACAUGUAUGAACAGUUUCAAUCAUAGCUCAUGUGCUCAUGGCUGUUUUUGUAUCUUCCAUGAAACCAUGUGUUGCUCUGAGCUGCAUGUAGAUUACAGACCAUCGAGAAUGUUUGUGUCCUGAUACCGAAUGUGAAUUUCUGAAUAUGCUUAGAAAUUAAUUUGAAUUGAACCCUUUUUAAAAAAUACAACUGAUCUUUAGAUCUACUUUUAUUCAGCGUCUCAUCAACAUUUGCACAAACCAGCAUUUCUCUUGUUCAAGCUAAUUUUCCUUUUCAGCUUUGUGUUUAAACAAGAUGGCAGAUUCCUAUUUUUACAGACAAGCAGUGAGCAACAAGUAUGUUGAUUUUAAGACGAAACUCAAGAGAAAAACAUCUUUAUGUAUGAAUGAUUUUUAACAACAUCCAAACUUUUUUUGAUACAUUUGAAAUCAAACUGAGAAACCAAAGGGUUAAUGUUGGCGCACAGGUGCCUCUUCUCCAUUCUCACACCAGCAUUAAACAAAUGGACUGAAAA
Messenger RNA from Platichthys flesus (European flounder), 1552 nucleotides. It is a transcript of the gene phyhd1, whose product is annotated as phytanoyl-CoA dioxygenase domain containing 1. The record is from RefSeq and is a predicted model, not a curated record. The transcript is spliced from 11 exons. The coding region runs from base 105 to 983 and encodes 292 amino acids. Lineage: Eukaryota; Metazoa; Chordata; Actinopteri; Pleuronectiformes; Pleuronectidae.